Culicoides brevitarsis is the source of this 765-nucleotide messenger RNA. Its product is annotated as doublesex- and mab-3-related transcription factor 2-like. Gene Ontology annotation, cellular component: nucleus. The transcript is spliced from 3 exons. Gene Ontology annotation, molecular function: RNA polymerase II cis-regulatory region sequence-specific DNA binding; DNA-binding transcription factor activity, RNA polymerase II-specific. Gene Ontology annotation, biological process: sex differentiation; regulation of transcription by RNA polymerase II. Bases 1 to 765 code for a protein of 254 amino acids. The record is from RefSeq and is a predicted model, not a curated record. NCBI's taxonomy places the organism in Eukaryota, Metazoa, Arthropoda, Insecta, Diptera, Ceratopogonidae.
AUGCAAACCAUUAACAGUGAAAUGGAUGAUUUGGAAGUAAAUGUGAAAGGAAAUAACCACAAUAAACGAUUGUUAAGGACACCUAAAUGUGCGAGAUGCAGAAAUCAUGGAGUUAUCUCAUGUUUAAAAGGUCACAAACGCUAUUGCCGCUGGAAGGAAUGCACAUGCCCGCACUGCCUCCUCGUUGUCGAACGGCAAAAAAUAAUGGCACAACAAGUAGCACUUCGACGUCAACAAUCAUCCGAGACAAUUGACGAUACACUCCAGACAAAAGUCCAUCAUCUAAUCGCACAAAAACGUAUCUACCAGAAACACUUGAAGAGUCUUCAGAAGACACGCGAUCUCAUUCAAGGAUUCCGUUACAACAACAUUCCCUCAGUGCUUGCCGAUCGCAUUCGUAUCCGCAAAACGUUUGCCGACCGAGAACUUACGCCGUACAUGGAUUUGCCAGCGAUGCCUAUCAAUCCGCUGAUGCUGCAGGACACCAACAAAAAUGAACAGCAUGCGAUAAUGAAUAAAUUUUUGUUCUUCAACAAUAAUAAUGCGAGUGAUUCCUCAUCAGAAACGGAAUUUAUUGGAUCUAAUCGAUUGAAAAUGUUGGCAGAUAAUUAUUUGCAUACGCAGCAGCAGCAACAGUUUAUUAAUAAUAAUAACAGGCAGGAGGUGAAAAUGAUAGGCGACGAGUGUGGGACGAUGAUUAGCAACGUGACGAACACAAAACCGAAAUUGUCAUUUUCGAUCGAAGCUAUAAUGGGAAUAAAAUAG